ACAGCUUCCAAAAAGCUUCAGUCAACUCGAGCCAGCUUCAUCCAGCUCCACCAAGCCUGAACUAGGCACAGUCAGCUUCAGCCAGCUUCAGCCAGCUUCAGCCAGCUUCAGCCAGCUUCAGCCAGCUGCAGCCAACUUCAGCCAGCUUCAGCCAGCUGCAGCCAGCUUCAGCCAGCUUCAGCCAGCUGCAGCCAACUUCAGGGAGCUUCAGCCUGCUUCAGCCAGCUUCAGCCAGCUGCAGCCAACUUCAGCCAGCUUCAGCCAUCUGCAGCCAACUUCAGCCAGCUUCAGCCAACUUCAGCCAGCUGCAGCCAACUUCAGCCAGCUUCAGCCAGCUUCAGCCAGCUUCAGCCAACUCAGUGCAUGCCGGAAUUAG
This is a messenger RNA of Procambarus clarkii (red swamp crayfish), 376 nucleotides long. RefSeq lists its product as uncharacterized. NCBI's taxonomy places the organism in Eukaryota, Metazoa, Arthropoda, Malacostraca, Decapoda, Cambaridae. The record is from RefSeq and is a predicted model, not a curated record.